Molecule: messenger RNA, 2805 nt
Organism: Oryctolagus cuniculus (rabbit)
Lineage: Eukaryota; Metazoa; Chordata; Mammalia; Lagomorpha; Leporidae
Gene: ZNF853
Product: zinc finger protein 853
Biological process (GO): regulation of gene expression
Cellular component (GO): nucleus
Source: RefSeq, a predicted model, not a curated record
GGCGGGCGGGCGAGCGAACGGGGGACCCGGCCCGGCCGCGGCGCCCGCCCCGCGCCCCGGCCCGCCCGGCCCGCCCUGGCCGCCCGCGGGUUGCGGGCACCUGUGGCCGCCCGGACCUCGCACCGUCCGCGUCUGCCCUCAGCCAGGGGCCCCCGGCCGCCUUCCCACGGGAGACGGCCCGGGCCCCGCUGCGCACCAUGGUCCGGCCGGGCGCGCGCUGAGCCCCCCGCGCCGCCCGGGAGUCUCCGCCAACUUGGGCUCGGGAACUCCGCUCGGCCCCGGGCGACUUCGGCAGCCCUGACGGCGCAGACAGGCCCGCGGGUGGCCCCGCGCCUCCCCGGCUCUUUGUGGAUGGAGGCGCCUCCGGACGCAGCGGGCUGAGCACCUGGCCUGCGCCGCGCGGCCCCUGCGGACCACACCUCCCCGGCGCAGGCGCUGCCCCGCGUGCGGGAGAUGCGGUACCAGCACAGCCGGCUCCUCAGGGUCCUGGUCUGACCGCCAGGAUGGAGCUGGGGCCGGCAGCUGCCACCGAGACCUUCGUGCUGGAGUUGCAGUGCCUGGAAGACGGCGGCCCCAGGCCUGACGCUCUCACAGGUGGCAGCCAUGGGAGUGAGAGUCAGGAGCGGGAAGAGGCUCAGGAGGGGAGUAGCAGCCUCCAGCGGCCAGCAGGGGCCAGUGAGAUCCCGGAGGAGGCCCAGCCAGGACAACAGCAGCAGCCUGAGAACCCUCUAGUAGGACAUCCGCCAGAAUUGCACCCACAGCAGCAGCAGCAGCAGCAAGACGGGCGCCAGCAACAGCCGCAAGUGGGAAUGCAACCGCUGUUGGGGCAGCAGGCACACUUACAGCAGCACCAGCAGUUAUUGCAACAGCAGCAGGAACACGCCCAGCAGCACCGAGUGCAUGAGCAGCAGUUAUUGCUACACCAGCAGCUGUUGCAACAGCAGCAGGCACAGAUGCAGCAGCUGCAGCCCCCUCCACUGCAGCCGGGGGAGGAGGAGGAGGAGGAGGAGGAGGUGGAGCUGGAGCUCAUGCCGGUGGACCUGGCUUCGGAGCAGGAGCAGGAGCAGGCGCGGCAGCGGGAGGAGCUGGAGCGGCAGCAGGAGCAGCGGCAGCUGCAGCUCAAACUGCAGGAGCAGCUGCAGCAGCUGGAGCAGCAGCUGGAGCAGCAGCAGCGGUUGGAGCAGCAGCUGGAGCAGCAGGAGGUGCAGCUGGAGCUGACCCCUGUGGAGCUGGGUGCCCAGCCCCAGGAGCUGCAGCUGGAGCUGACCCCCGUGCAGCCCGAGCUGCAGCUGGAGCUGGUGCCCGCCGCGGGGGGCGGCGCAGCGGCGGUCCCAGGGGCUCCGGCGGCAGUGGUGGUGGCCCCUCCUGGCUACGUGGUGCUGCAGGAGCUCGUGGUGCUGCCGGCUGUGGCCACGUCGGCCGUCGUGGCCAUUCCGGGCCCGGCCGGCAGUGCGGCGCUGACCCCCGCACGGCAGCGGCGGCGGCGGCGUGCCAGAGACCGGCCAACCAUCUGCGGGGAGUGUGGCAAGGGCUUCAGCCGCAGCACGGACCUGGUGCGGCACCAGGCCACGCACACCGGCGAGCGGCCGCACCGCUGCGGCGAGUGCGGCAAGGGCUUCUCGCAGCACUCCAACCUGGUGACGCACCAGCGCAUCCACACGGGCGAGAAGCCGUACGCCUGCUCCUACUGCGCCAAGCGCUUCAGCGAGAGCUCGGCGCUCGUGCAGCACCAGCGCACGCACACCGGCGAGCGGCCCUACGCCUGCGCCGACUGCGGCAAACGGUUCAGCGUCUCCUCCAACCUGCUGCGCCACCGGCGCACGCACUCGGGCGAGCGCCCCUACGUGUGCGAGGACUGCGGCGAGCGCUUCCGCCACAAGGUGCAGAUCCGCCGCCACGAGCGCCAGCUGCACGGAGCGGGCCGCUCGCGGGGCCUUGGCCUGCGCUCGCAGCCGGCGGGGAGCGGGGCAUCGGGGGGCAAGGCUCCCUGACGCCCCGACGGCUCGCGGUCUCUGCAAGCUACCCUAGAAUGCGUGUCAGUUCCCGGGUUCCCCUGAGAGAAGUACCAAGUUCGUAGCCACGCCUGGAACCACCCAGAGGGCAGGUGCUGGGGAGGGAGGGGGAGCCGAAGCUGAUGGUGGGACGCACCUGCAAACACGCGAGCCAGGCGCUGUGCUGCAGAACCCAGCAGGUGCACGCGGUUCUGCAGGGUCUGGGAACAGGUGCAAAUGCACACUAGGAUGUCCGCUCUGGGUGGAAGGUGAGACCUUCCCCGCAGGGGAGCCUAAGGUUCCCGGCUUCUCUUUCUGUUCCCAGGCCCAUGGGGCCCCUUAGCAUCCUCCAAGGUAAUAGCCUGUGGCUGGAUCUGUGAGUGCGCGGUCUAAGAGCCGUCCCACCCCCACCACACCCAGCCCAGCCUCCUCAGAGGCCACCCAAGGGCUCACGCUGAAACCCAGGGGCACAGGGCUCUUCUGGCUGUGGCUGGGGAGGGGUCUGUCGGAGCAGACCCUAGUCUAAGGAGAGAAUCCGGGGGCAGUAGGAAUGGCCUUUAUCACGUUGACCAAAUCGUCCUGGGCAUGGGCUGUUGAACAGCAAGGGCCGCCCCCUGGCUUCAGGGGAGGUGGGGCCCUGCAAGAGGCCACCGCCCCAACCCGCAGCCCCAAGCACUUCCCACGCGUACUGCCUGGCGUCGGGGUCUCACCAUCCCCCCGCCUCCCUGCUGCUCCGCUAACACGGCCUGCCACACUUCACGCACGUGUUGGUGAGUGAGAACCGGAAAACGAACAAUAAAACAGAAACGCCGCA